AUGAAAAGUCUUGCGGGCGAAAAUCAUAUGCUCAACAAUAUAGCUGAUGCAUGGGCAUACCUUUUAAAUGUUGAAAACAGAAGGCGAGGUGUAGGAACAGAAAGUAGAUUUUUCUUCAGCACAAAGCCAUAUGACAUCUUAUGCAAAGAUAAGUACUUUCUUUCGAGUAUCAAGUUCAGUGAAAGAUAUCCUGCUUUGUUUAAAAGAAUGGAUGAAGAACUAGCACAUGCUAAAGUAACAAGCUUGCAAAGAGUUCAAUUGGUGUUUUUUCCGAUAGUUAAUGGUGGUCAUUACUAUCUAUUGUGCAUUAACUUCAUGAAUGGCAGUUUGGACGUGAUUGACAACCAAUGCAUUACACCCCCUAUGACGUAUUUGGGAAAAUACAAGAAUGAACCAAGAAAUAUGUUGAAAGGCUUCGCAGAAUAUUAUUUUGCAAGACACAAUGGAGGAAACAAAAGUUCUGUAACUGAUUUCAAAACAAGAAACCUGAAUAUGAAAUGGAAAAGCAACGCCAAUUAUGAUGAUUGUGGAGUGUUUUUGCUGAAGCACAUGGAAACUUAUUAUGGAGAGAGUGCAAAGGAAUGGAAUCCGGGACUGGAAAAAGACAACUUUGAGAAAAUGAAGAGAUUGAGAGUUGAAUAUUGUGGAAAGUUAUUGGCGCACAAAGAGAAUGAUGAACAUCAUACAAUGAUUUCAAAAUCAAGAACAUGGGCACUAGAAAACAAAAUUUGA
This is a messenger RNA of Spinacia oleracea (spinach), 732 nucleotides long. RefSeq lists its product as uncharacterized. The record is from RefSeq and is a predicted model, not a curated record. Gene Ontology annotation, molecular function: cysteine-type peptidase activity. Gene Ontology annotation, biological process: proteolysis. The transcript is spliced from 5 exons. Bases 1 to 732 code for a protein of 243 amino acids. NCBI's taxonomy places the organism in Eukaryota, Viridiplantae, Streptophyta, Magnoliopsida, Caryophyllales, Amaranthaceae.